Messenger RNA from Amoebophrya sp. A25, 2236 nucleotides. The record is from the annotation of a GenBank genome assembly. NCBI's taxonomy places the organism in Eukaryota, Dinophyceae, Syndiniales, Amoebophryaceae.
AUGACACAAAAGCCGCAGCUGGCGGGGACUGUGGCGACCACACAUACCAUAGUCGAUCGCAAUGACGACCAUAGCAUAACGCACACAGAGCACAAAGAAAUCCAGCGGGAUCGUACGCGUCGCCCAGAGCGCAUCAAAACAAACAAACAAACAAACCGGGCUUGCGCUCAGCAAAAUUUUUUCAAUGGUAUCACAAGGUACGCGACAGAUAAGUCAGAAACACCGCUGAUGAAAGCCGCAGCAAACGGGCACUGGGAGUGCUGCAAAUUCUUACUAGACGAGGGCGCGAAAGUGAAUCACCACGACGUGAAGUACUGUUCUUCUUUUUUUUCGUCAAUGUCAAUCUUCAGUCCCUAGUUUUCUAGAUGAAGUUGCAUUCGCUCCGACGUGGUUGAUUCCGAUAUAAGAUUUGUCGCUCUUCUACUUCUUUACCACAACUUUAAGCUACCAAACGGCACUUAUGUGGGCAUCGGCGCAGGGCCAUGUGGAGACGAUUGAGGGGUUGCUGACGCACGACGCGAAGAUCGAUGUAACAACGAAGAACGGAGAAAACGCCCUUUUUUUCGCGUGUAUGUUCGGUAAAAUAGAUGCUGCCAAGAUCCUGCUCGCAAAGGGUUGCAACGUGGUAGAGAAGAACAAAGAAGGCCAAAGCGCGAUUUUUGCGGCUGUUCGCUGCGGUCAUCGAGAGUUGGUCGAAAUACUUAUUGGGCACGGAGCCAGUGUCGAGUACUGCGAAUGUUAAUGUUUGAUGUCCUUGAAGAUGUUGUGAUCUUGAUUCAUCUUCUGCAUGAGCGUUAAAAAUUUUCGGGAGGAGAGGAAAGCGGGCUCCAGCUUCAACUUCCAAUCUUCUACUGUGAUUUCGUUUAUCUCUAUCUUGUAGCUCUUCUUCCUGUUCCGAAUCCUAAACGAAGCUCUUGUUCAUCUACCUGCUUCACACGACCAGGUCGAUUACGCAGCGUGGGCAGACGCCGCUGGCGUGGGCAGCGAUGUUCCAGCAAUAUGAAUGCGUGAAGCUCCUCAUCGCGAAAAAAUCGGACUUGUAUAAGCAGGAUGAAAACGGCCAGAAUCCUUUAGACCAUGCAGAGUCGACCCUCAAUAGCCAUAUCGUCGAAGAGCUCCGAGAAGCUAUGCGCGAAAACCCGAAGAAGGAGGAAGAUUAGGCAUUUUCAUAGCCAAUCUAGCAUUGCACAUGGACAUACUCAAACGGGUGUUGUAGUUGCAAUGUGAUAUGCUUUACAUGGAAGAAGCUCAGUGUCAGUAAGCGCUGCCAAGUUUAGUGUUGUUCGCGAUGUCUUUGGUGUUACAAUACGAUACAGUUACAAAUUCUGGGGGAAAAACGCCUUCUCCCACUACUAGAAAAAACGACAGGAUGAAUAACAAGGACUGUAUCAGACAGCGAGCAUACUAGCGCUCACGGGAGCAAGCGAAAUAAAGAGAUGAAGAUCUUCAAUAACAGCAAGAAAUGUAAAGCUCAAAACACUUAAUAUUAUACCAAAAACAUCAGGUGCAGCAAACUUCGAAUGGACUAGUAGUUCUUACUCUUAAUAUACAAAAGCAGAGGACUAAACGAGCCAGUGCUAUCUAGAUAGACUUUCGAUAUAGAAUGAUGAUGAGAAUGUUAACAGCUUUUGCAUACUAGCUACAUUAUAUUGUGAACAGUUAUAUAUACUUAUAGCUGUGCAGAAGUUUUUUUACUUUUAGUGCAAGAACAGGAAGUAACCCUGGUAUCUAUUUGUUGAAGUAACAUGAUGAUGAUUAUAGAAAAAGUAGAAAUGAGAAUGAGAUUUGCAACAUUCCGAAGCUUCACUUCUGCCAGCAGUUAUGGCGGGCCUGACCUGAAUAGAAGUAUGACGAGAAUGGUUGCAUAAAGAGGCAACAUGGUGAUGAAUAGUUUCUCUGAGCAAAGCCAAUAACCCAAAACGAAUAUAGUUGUCACAAAAAAAAAACGAAGUCAGGUACGCCCAUCGUUCUCAACGUUUGCGUCCUCAUGGUCGCCAACGUGAUCAUAUGAUACCACGGACACCCAGACAACUUCUACUUCCUGCUCAAGUUUGGAGGAGUCCUAGGAAGAUGCUCUCAUUUUUGUUAUGUAUGGCAACACGUGUUCACUGCUAUUCCUCGGAGAGUGUAGGUGUUGCAAUUGUUGUAUCAUGUAGCGUUGUCGUUCUUGGUGAUGUCAUGAUUUUUCGGAUUUCCUUAACGGACCGUACAUAUUUUUAACUUGUCACCAGAUUCU